Messenger RNA from Uranotaenia lowii, 4740 nucleotides. RefSeq lists its product as uncharacterized. The record is from RefSeq and is a predicted model, not a curated record. The transcript has 4 exons. Bases 1 to 4740 code for a protein of 1579 amino acids. Gene Ontology annotation, molecular function: RNA-DNA hybrid ribonuclease activity; nucleic acid binding. NCBI's taxonomy places the organism in Eukaryota, Metazoa, Arthropoda, Insecta, Diptera, Culicidae.
AUGGAAAAUAAAUGCGAGGAUAAAUUCCGAUGCCCCCAUUGUCCAGAAGGGGAGAACGAGCACUCCGCGGCGGGGAGGAAAUGCCCUCUGUACCGCCAUGAGGAAGCGGUCAUUCGUUGUAAAACGGAUGAGUCCAUUUCCUGGGCGGAAGCCCGGAGAAAGGUUGGCUCGCUCAAUGCUAAACCUACUUAUGCAUUGGUCACCGAUGCGGACAGUGCUCGAAAGGAUAAAUUGAUUGAAGCUCUUACGGCAAACGUCCAAAAUCUCACGGAAAAAAUAGAAAUUCUCCUGAAAGAAAGGGAAAAUUACUCCAAAAUCGAAGAAGAAUUUCUGAACUACAAAGAACGAGUGAAAAAUUUUCUGAAAAACAACAACAUCUCACCAACAAUAACUCCAGUAAAGGACAGAAGCCAGCCCAGCACACCGCUCAACCAAUCUGGAAUGACAACCCCUACUUCGAGUCAAAAACAACCAGAGCAACAACAAUUUCACACAGAAUUGCAGAAACAGUUGCAAAAAACCCAGAAGCAGCAAAAACAAGAACCAAAUAAUCCAAAACUGGGCUUUCAAGUACCAAAAAAUAUCCCGAAAAAAUCAACCACACCAAUGAUAACGAGACAAACAAGUAAAACACAGCAGAAAACUCCCGAAACCACCGAUCACAGCGGUAAAAGAGGGGCACAAUCACCUUUAGCUGAUAAAAAGAAGAACAAGAAUAUUAAGCACGACAACGAAGAAGAUGAUGAUGAAUACAGUUCAGAGGAAAGCAUGGAUCACAGUUCUCUCGAACAGCAAGAAGAAAACGAAACCACCCCCCACCAGGAAAAAUCACCACCCCAUCUGAGGCUCAAGUGGCGUGAGUAUCAGUCACUGGGUAAUAUGUGGAAGGGGAUGGUAGCCAUCCAGGACGCAAUCCUCAUACCUGUCGAUGGUGAACCUCCUUUCACAGCCCAGAUGGGUGCAACGUCGCCCCAAUGUGUUCGCCCCCACAACGACAUGCAGAUUCCCAGAUCAUCCCAAAACAUGCUAAGUCUAACGAACCCCUUUCCUACUUCAACUACACCACAAUGGGACCCAGGAGAAGGGACUAGCAGAGGGUCCGUAUCCAGAAACCUAACAGCUACAAUGAGAACAACUCCACCCGCACAAGCAUCACCUCAGCCUACCAGGUCUCGAGGUCAACCAUUCAUCCUUCAAUGGAAUAUGAGAGGUUUCUGGACGAACGAGGCUGAACUGACACGAAUGAUCUGGGAAUCAUAUAAUACGCUGAUAAAAAGAAACUACAACAUAUACAAAUCAACCUUUACCCCAAAUGCCAGAAAAGGACACGCUGUAAUGGGAAUUCUAAAAGCAGUGCCACAUGAAAUGGUUGAAAUAGUUUCUCAGGUCCCCGCAGUUGUGGUUAAACUCUUUUCUCCCAUUAAAAUCACUCUUGUGUGUAUCUAUAACCACUUUAAAAGUGGCUACCACACAAGUACAGCGAAUGCACUGGAAACGCUGUUUCAAGAAAUCACACCUCCUUUUCUCGUGGGUGGCGACUUCAACGCUCGUCAUUUUACAUGGGACGAUGCUACAAACACAAUGGGCGAAAACGUUGCUAUGUGGGCCGCACAAAACGAAAUGGUGGCAUUGAACGACGGAUCAAAAACCAGAUUUAGUCCUAUACAGAACCAACAGGACACAGCCAUAGAUGUAACUUUUGCGUCAUCUACCAUCAUAAAUAGAUUCAAAUGGUCAACUCUCUCGGAACCAUGCAACAGUGACCAUAUACCAAUCUUUGUAGAGCUUGAUGGUCCAUGUCCCACAGUACCUGCUGUUAAAACAUGGAAACUUAUGGAAGCCAACUGGGAAAAAUACCAAACUGAGAUAAGCGACGAACUCCUUAUCAUCCCUCGUCCUAACGUGAGGAAUAUAACAACAACCAUUUUCGAAACUGCCAAACGUUCGAUACCGCGUACCACAGGGAACACAGCACCAAAAUAUGCUCCUUGGUGGACUGAAGAAAUAGGUUCGAAAAUAAAAGAUCGGAAGAACAAAUGGAAAAUUUUGAAGAAGACCAACAAGACUGAUGCUCUGUGGUCGAACAGAAACGAGGAAUUCCGUAAAGCUAGGGCUGAAACAAGAAAAUUCAUUAUAGAAAUGAAAAUAAAAUCCUGGGAAGACUUUGCCAGUUCGUUCAACUUCAAUACUCCGGUUUCGAAAAUGUGGCAGAAUUUUGGGCAAAUCACUGGUCGCAAGUCAAUAAGAACAAGAAGAAUGACAAUUGAGGGAAAAUAUACAGACGAUCCGCACAUCAUAGCCAACCAUAUUGCUGACAGCUUUCAAAAAACUUUUACUACAGAUUAUCCGCCAAGUAUUCAGUACUCACCACGUCCCUCCAUACCCGCCAACAUUCGCAUUGAUCGGAACUUUUCCAUCAAUGAAUUGAACGCUGCUCUACAAAAGUGCUCUGGGAAAUCUUCAGGUCCUGAUGAGAUCCCUUAUUGCAUGAUAAAAAAUAUGCCCCCCGAAGCCAAAGUGGUUCUCCUUGAAAUGUUCAACGAUUUAUGGAAAAAUGGAGAAUACCCCCAAGAAUGGAAAACUAGUAAAAUUGUUCCUAUACCUAAGCAAGGAGGAGGGCCGGAAGAAGUUGAAAAUCUUCGACCGAUUGCACUCACCUCAUGUUUAGGAAAAGUUUAUGAAAGACUGAUAAACCGAAGAUUGCAACAACACCUGGAAACCGAAAAACUACUCCAUCCUAACCAACAUGCAUUCCGAAGUGGAAUGGGAACCACUAGCUACCUGAGUAAUCUCAAAGAUGUCCUCACUGAACAUCGGCAUGAAAAACUGCAUUCGGAAAUAGUAUCGCUAGACCUCGCCAAAGCUUUCGACCGCACUUGGCGCCCAGGUAUUCUAAAAGCUCUGGAAAAAGCCAAAGUGGGAAACAGAAUCUACCAAGUAGUAUCAAAUUUCUUGAAAAAUCGAUCGUUUUAUGUUGCUGUAGCAGGAACACAUUCAUCUAUCCGUCCUCAAGAUACGGGUGUCCCACAAGGAUCAGUGUUAUCACCGACCCUAUUUAUCCUUGUGAUGAAUGGGAUAUUUGAAUAUAUCCCCAGAAAUAUUUCUGUGCUCAUCUACGCAGAUGACAUUCUAUUGGUUGUUGGAAGUAAAUUCAUAGCCGUAUGUCGCAAAAAAUUGCAGUUUGGAAUUGAUUGCAUCCUGAAAUGGGCGGAUAAAAACGGUUUCACAAUCAACGCACGAAAAAGCACAUUACUGCAUAUGUGUUCAGGAACGAGAGGAAAAAGGCACCGCUUUUACCAACAGAAACAACUGACAGCAAAUGGGACUGAAAUUAAGCGUACAAGAUCUGCAAAAAUCCUGGGCGUUGAAAUCAAUCAAGCAGCAAACGCAAACACCCACAUUCGAACCCUGAAAAAAGAAUGCGCUCGUAGAACCCGAUUCCUGCAAGUUUUAACCAGCUUAGGAAGUCGUGAAACACUUUUAAAAGUUGGUUUUGCCACAAUCAUUUCGAGACUUUUCUAUGGCUGGGAAAUAUUUGAGCCUCACGAAAUAUUUGAAUUAGAAACGGUUUACAAUAACUUCCUCAGAACGGUGUCUGGAGCUUUCUGUACAUCCCCUGUAGAAUCGCUUUAUACAGAAACUGGAGUACUCCCAUUCAAAUCUCUGGUUACUCUAAACUGGGCACAGAAGGCUACUUGGAUAGCCGAAAGGAAAUACGAAAGCGAGAACUUCCUUCUGAACAGGGCAAAUAGUUUAUUUGAAGAAAUAACUAACCAACGACUACCGCAUAUACUAAAAUUAGUAUCAGAAACCACCAGAAAUUGGGAUGAAAAACCACCAAAAAUAGAUUGGUCCUUCAAACGCCAAUUCAAAGCAGGAGGAAAUUGUGAUCGAGCAGUUGCUAUUUUUCGCUCAAUGAAGAGUAAUAAAUAUCUUCACAUGGAAGAGUGCUACUCCGAUGGAUCUUUAGCUAAUGGCAAAAUAGGUUUCGGAGUUUUCAACCCAUCAGCAGAAGAUGUCUCUAUGCAAUUACCAGAAACUUUCUCUAUUUUCUCGGCGGAAGCAAUAGCGAUAUACUAUGCCAUGAAAGAUGCCACAACACAAACUGUGCUAUACACGGAUUCCGCCAGCGUUUUGAGUGCAUUAGAAUCCGGGACGAAACACCCGAUAAUCCAGAAAAUCCAAAAAAGCUGCAAUCUGGAUAAAAUUACCUUCGUGUGGAUCCCAAGUCACAUGGGUAUAAGCGGCAAUGAGAAAGCAGAUAACCUCGCGAAUAUAGGCAGAGAAAGUGUCAUGCUCUCAAUGGGAACACCCAAAGAUGAUGCAUUAAAAUGGAUAAAAUCGAAAAUCUCGGAGCAACACAGCCGAAUAUGGAGGAGAAACAGAACAAACAAACUUAGAGAAAUAAAGUCAACAACCGGAAAAUGGAUAGAUGUAACAAACAAAAAAGAUCAACGCAUCCUUACGAGACUACGAAUAGGACAUACCAGAAUGACGCACGAUUAUCUACUGAAACAUGAAGAACCGCCGAUGUGUGAUACCUGCAACGUGGUAGUUACUGUGAAACACAUCAUUUUGGACUGCUUGAAAUACAACAUCCAGAGAACGGAAUUGAUCAACGGAACAACGCUAGAAACAGUGUUAAGAAAUGAUAAAGAAAGACGUCUUCCUUCGGGACGGAUGCACGCUACUAGUAGUGCGAUGAAAAUUCCGGGACGCGUUCGAGGGAAUUCCAGCUAA